CGGGUUUCAAACCCACAGGAGCCAAUCAGAGCGAGCAGACGCGUUAUGCCCCAGCCGUAGCUGCAGGCGCGGGCUUUGAAAAAAAAAACUGUCGCGGAGCCGUCAUGGUGCCACCGGGGCCAUCCGCAGCCGCCCAAGAGCGACAGAGAAAGCUCCAGGAGUACCUAGCAGCCAAAGGAAAACUGAAGUGCCAAACCACCAAGCCUUAUCUAAAAGCCAAGAGUAAUCGUCUGAAUCCUCCACCUUCUAAAUCUAAUAUAAUACCCAAAAAGGAUGUUACCAAUCAUGUUGCUUUGCCUAUCAAAGCUACAAGACCCAUCAGCAUUAAGCUCCAGCCCAGACCUGGCAAUCUUAUGGGAUCCCAGAAGCCAAAGUUGGAGCCACCAAAACUUCUGGGUAGAAGGCUGACUUCAGGAUGUGUUUCUUCUAACUCGAACUGUAAGCCUUCCAGCAAAGGCCAACAGCAUAAAGCUGUAUCAUCCACUACUGAAGAAUUAUCUAGAAAAACCAUGGGAUCACUUAAUAUGCAAGAAUUGAAAACUGCAAAGCAGCAAGUAGCAGAUCAAGGAAAUACUAAAUAUGCAGACUCUGUGAACAGUAACCAUAUUGAAAAUGAACCCUUGGAUAGCUUUCUAAAAGAGAUGAACAAAGAGAACUUGCCCCAAACUUUACCAGACUCUGAAACGAAGCCAAAUCCUGAAUUAUGGGCCAUAGGUAAGCCAAAGACUAACUCUUAUAAUCAAGUCAAGAGCAGUUUGGCUCCUAAACAAGCCUUGGGCAAAGGUUCAGGAAAUAGUGCUGUUCUGAAAGACAGAGUUAAUAAACAGUUUGUUGGAAAAACACAAAUUAGGACACCACCAGUAAAGUCACAGCAACUCUCAAGAGGAACAAAUCUUGCAAGACCAGGAGAAAAACUCCCAAAGACAGUUCCGUCUCAUAAUGUUCAGACCCUUGGUAGGACUCAGGCAUCAAAAAAAACAGUGGUCAAGGACAUAAAGGAUAUAAAGGUUAAUAGAGAUAACUCUGAAAGACCAAAUGAAAGUAAGGUACAGUCACACACUGUUACUGAACAGAAAGUAAAACAAACCAAACCCUGGACAUGCCCCAGUGUGCUUCGGGGAGGCUUUAACAACAGACAUCCAAACAUUAAGCAAGAUCAGAAAUCCACUCAACCUUGUUCCAAAACUCAGACGUCAUGUGCACCACAAAAAUCAAAACGCACAAGCCAAAGGCCUAAUUUGGCAGUUGGCAGUUUUAAUUCAGUCAUUCCAAGCACCCCUGUCAUAACAGCAAAUGGAACCAGUGGUAAUAAAUGCCGCAACAGCUAUGAACAAAAAGCACAGACUUUGGACUCCAAGUUGAAAAAGACUCUUCCCCAGAACCACUUUCUUAAUAAGACAGCUCCCAAAACUCAAGCUGGUAACAAAACUAUAAAUGGAGGAAGAGUCCCAAAUGGGACCCAGACCAAUCCAAAUAUUAAGAAGAUCACAGCAGAGGAUCGAAGGAAACAACUGGAAGAAUGGCAGAAGUCUAAGGGGAAAAUCUAUAAACGGCCUCCUAUGGAACUUAAAACAAAAAGAAAAGUAAUAGAGGAAAUGAAUAUUUCAUUCUGGAAGAGUAUGGAAAAAGAAGAUGAAGAAAAGAAAGCACAACUUGAACUGUCCAAUAAAAUUAACAGCACCCUAACACAAUGUCUGCAGCUCAUUGAGGAGGGUGUACCUUCUAAUGCAAUAUUAACCAUAUUGUCCAGUAUUCCUGAGAUUGAAAAAUUUUCUAAAUUCUGGAUCCUUAAAGCAAAGUUGUUGGCAAGUAAAGGUACCUUUGAUGUUAUUGGGCUGUAUGAAGAGGCCAUUAGAAAUGGGGCAACACCAAUACAAGAGUUACGGGAAGUCGUUCUUAAAAUUUUGCAAGACCCAAACAGAACCACAGAAGGAGUUACCUCUGACUCUAUAGUUACUGACACAAAUAUAACAUCAACAGAAGAACUGGCCAAUAAGACAGAAUCUGAAAUGUCUUGUCUUUCUCUGAACGAGAGAGAACAGGUUACAGCAACACCCCAAAUAACCAAGGCAGAACAGGAUAAUCAUCCUAGUAUCAAACUACAGAUCGCCCCAAUCCCUAGCCCCAGGGAGGGACACAGAGUGCCAAGCAGGGACAACUUCUGUAAUUGUGGGAGAGAAGAGACAGCCAAUAGGCCUAUAAGGACAGGCUGUGCAGUCAGAAUAAGUGGAAUGCCAGACGUGCAAGACAUGAAGCUCAUCACCCCUGUACGGCGUUCGGCAAGGAUUGAGCGAGCCAUGUCCCGCUACCCAGAAAUGUUGCAGGAACAUGAUAUAGUCGUGGCUUCUCUUAAUGAGCUGUUAGAAGUGGAAGAAACAGAGUGUUUUAUAUUCCGUAAAAAUGAGGCUUUGCCAGUAACAUUAGGGUUUAAAGUCCUCGAGUCAUAAUUUCUUGAUGCCCUUUUUUUUCUUAAAGAUGUUUCAGAGCCUCUGUGAACCAAGAAAUACCCUUCUCCAGGUGACCUGGAAAAAACUAUAAUGGACAGACAGAUUGUGGGAUCUCAAGAUUUAGUAUUCACUGGGCUUACUCUCAAAUUUAAUAUCCCCACAGGACUGUGUUUGGUUUAUUGAAGACUAUAGUUUGCCACAGUUUUAUAGUACAUAAAUUUUAAAAUAUUGAAUAUUAAUUUACCCCACAAGUAUGGUAAAAAUUUUCACUUUAUUGAUCUAAAUUACUCUCAAUAUAGUUCUUUUUUAUAUCACAAUGUUGGUGCCACAGUAUGCUAGACUUUCCUUCCUACAUCUGCCUUAGCAGAGAGGGUGAGUCCUCCCUGCCCCGACAGUGUUGCUUAGAAGCUAGCCUUCUGGACCAGAUGCCAUGUGACAGACUGUCUGAUCAAAUUCCCCUCAUUUUAUGGAGCUGAUGCUAGCUAUGCUUUUGCUUAGAGAUCCUACAUGUUUUUUGUGUGCAACUUUGACUUCUGACACAGCGUCCCUAUAGAUGAGGGGCAAUUCACGUCCUGUCUGUGCCAAGGCUUCUCCAAUGAAACACAGUUCUGAAUGGGGUAGUCAUCUAGCUUUUUAUAUCCAAAUCCAGUUUUACAUUUGUUAUUCAGAAAUGCUUCAAAUAAAAACAAAAGGGAGCGGGAAAGAGGGGAGGGGAGGGUCACUUGCUUCUUCACUGCCAUUCUUUGCUCUGCUAUGGGACACCUGGCCUGAGAAGACUGUACAAGCCCCAGAGGCUUUCCUUUCCUUCCUCCUGGGCAACUGUUCUUAGGUAAAAUCAGAAUCAUUAUGUAAAUAUAAUGUGUAGAAAAACUUAGCCAACAUAUUUUGAAUUUUAGCUUUCUUAAUAUUUAAGUACUAUCUAAAACAAAAUAAUUAAAUUUUGUUCAUUCCUGCUUA
This is a messenger RNA of Canis lupus familiaris (dog), 3404 nucleotides long. It is a transcript of the gene CKAP2L, whose product is annotated as cytoskeleton associated protein 2 like. Bases 105 to 2447 code for a protein of 780 amino acids. The record is from RefSeq and is a predicted model, not a curated record. NCBI's taxonomy places the organism in Eukaryota, Metazoa, Chordata, Mammalia, Carnivora, Canidae. Gene Ontology annotation, cellular component: centrosome; cytosol; mitotic spindle. The transcript has 10 exons.